Prorocentrum cordatum is the source of this 843-nucleotide messenger RNA. Lineage: Eukaryota; Dinophyceae; Prorocentrales; Prorocentraceae. The record is from the annotation of a GenBank genome assembly.
AUGUCUGGGUGCCUACAUACGUGGUGGCUUUCGGCCCAUCCCGCCACCGAGCCGGGGGUCCACGGACCGAUUCUGGUCGGAUUUUGGCCGGCCGGCCCGCCUCCGACCAGCUACGCCUGCGGCGUUCUGCUGGCGCUCGGCCACGGAGACGCCUCCGUCCAGCGGGCCGCCGGGGCCAACGCCGGGGCUCUCGCGGGGUUCGUGAUGACGACCGGGCAGUUCGACGCGUCCGUGCGGUUUGGCAUGGCUGUGGCCUGCACGCUGGAGAAGUACCCCUGGAUGAGGCCCGGCCCCAUGUGGGACUUCUUCUGCCGGCGCUGCGCCCUUCGGGCCCCCGUGCCCGCGGAGGGCUCCCUGGCGGUGAGCAUGACGGAGCUCGUGUCCCCGCUGCCCCCCCGCGGCGUCAACAGGCUCGUCUCCACGUUCGAGAGCAAGGAGGCGCUCGGAGAGGCGCUGGUGGCCAGCGCUGCCGUGCCCUGGCUGACCUGCCGAGGCCCGUGGGCCGCCUGGCGGGGCUCGCGCUGGCUGGACGGCGGCCUCACCAACGGCGUGCCGCACUUCCGGGAUGGCAGGCGCCCGCAGCUGGUGAUCAGGUACGAUUUCCUGGAGCGGCGCCCCCGCGGCCGCUGCCGCGGCAUCUACCUAAGGCCUGCCGACGUGCUCGAGCUCAUCGGCCGCGGCGUCGACGACGGCGCCGCGCUGCUGGCCGGAGAGCGACCCCCUGGCCUGAAGGUGCUGUCCCCGGAGGAGGCGGUGCAAGUGCCGCCCGCUGCCGAGCUGACCCUGCUGAGCGCGCCGCGGCUUGCCUGGUCUGCCAUGCGGGGCCUCGUGCUCAAAAACUAG